Messenger RNA from Herpailurus yagouaroundi (jaguarundi), 2496 nucleotides. RefSeq names its product aconitate decarboxylase 1 (gene ACOD1). Lineage: Eukaryota; Metazoa; Chordata; Mammalia; Carnivora; Felidae. Gene Ontology annotation, cellular component: mitochondrion. The record is from RefSeq and is a predicted model, not a curated record. The coding region runs from base 1 to 1449 and encodes 482 amino acids. Gene Ontology annotation, biological process: defense response. The transcript is spliced from 4 exons. Gene Ontology annotation, molecular function: aconitate decarboxylase activity.
AUGCAAAGUGAGUACAGCACUGUUCUAACACUCUUCCCUUUAAAGUCUGUCACAGAAAGCUUUGCCAGAGUGAUCCAUGGCUUGACAGUGGAGCACCUGACAGACCACGUCAUUCAGAGAAGCAAAAGAAUGAUUCUGGAUACUCUGGGUGUCGGCUUCCUGGGAACCAAUACAGAAGUGUUUCACAAAGCCAGUGAAUAUAGUAAGAUCUACAGUUCCAAUGUGGCCAGCACCGUUUGGGGUCAGCCAGACUUAAGGCUCCCGCCGACAUAUGCUGCUUUUGUGAACGGUGUGGCUAUUCACUCAAUGGAUUUUGAUGAUACAUGGCAUCCUGCCACCCACCCUUCUGGAGCAGUCCUUCCUGUCCUGCUGGCUUUAUCAGAAGCUCUGCCUCCAAGUCCAAAGUGUUCUGGCCUUGAUCUGCUCUUAGCUUUCAAUGUUGGGAUUGAAGUGCAAGGCCAAUUACUGCGUUUCUCCAAGGAAGCCAAUGACAUACCAAAGAGAUUCCAUCCCCCCUCAGUGGUAGGAACCUUGGGUAGUGCUGCUGCUACAUCCAAGUUUUUGGGGCUCAGCAUGACAAAGUGCCGAGAGGCCCUGGCUAUUGCUGUUUCUCAUGCCGGGGCACCCAUAGCAAACGCUGCCACUCAGACCAAGCCUCUUCAUAUCGGCAAUGCUGCCAGGCAUGGGAUGGAAGCCGCUUUUCUGGCAAUGCUGGGUCUCCAAGGAAACAGACAAAUCUUGGACAUGCAGACAGGGUUUGGGGCCUUCUAUGCCAACUAUUCCCCAAAAGUUCUUCCAAACCUAGAUUCCCACACUUGGCUGCUGGACCAGCAGGAUGUGGCCUUCAAGCGGUUCCCUGCACAUCUGGCCACCCACUGGGUGGCAGACGCAGCUGCAUCUGUGAGAAAGCACCUUGUAACAGACAGAGCCCUGCUUCCCAUUGACCGCAUUGCAAGAAUUGUGCUCAGAAUUCCAGAUGUCCAGUAUGUAAACAGGCCCUUCCCAGACUCAGAGCAUGAGGCUCGUCAUUCCUUCCAGUUUGUGGCCUGUGCCACACUGCUUGAUGGCGGCAUCACUGUCCCAUCAUUCCACAAAUGCCAGAUCAACAGGCCACAGGUGAGGGAGUUGCUCAGUAAGGUGGAGCUGGAGCACCCUCAAGACAACCUGCCAAGCUUCAACACACUAUACUGUGAGAUAAGUGUCACUCUCGAUGAUGGAGCCACCUUCACAGAGCGCUCUGAUACCUUCUAUGGCCAUUGGAGGAAGCCAUUGAGCCAGGAGGACCUACGGGAGAAGUUCAGAGCCAAUGCUUCCAGCGUGCUGUCCUGUGAUACAGUAGAUAGACUUACAGAGAUGGUAGAGAACCUAGAAGACCUAGAAGACUGUUCUGUCCUAACCACUCUUCUGAAAGGACCGUCUUCACCGGAGAUGGUUUCAAAAUCUAUCUAGCAUCCAACAAUUUCAUCAGACAGUUUCUCCUGAGGCUUACCAACAUCUAAGUGACUUUAUAUUGGGGAAAAAUCAGUGAUCUGCUUUAUACAGCAAGGGUUUACUAUCGCUCUGCCCAGGAACAAGUGAAGCAAGGUGGAGAGAGUCCAGAAACAGAAUUGGAUUUUUAUGGAAGGAGUCUUUUCCUAUAAAUUCUGCAAGACAGUUCCAAUUACCUGAAGAAAAAUAAUAAAUAUGCAAGAAACACAGAGAAAUUGAUUUUAUAAGUAUUCAUAAGGCUGAAAUUCAAGUCACCUCUGAUUUGCUUGUAAGGUUAAUCUUUACAGAAGAGUUCUUUAUGAACUUCAUGAACCUUAAGAUGUGGGAGGAAUUUGAACCUACAUGUAAGUUUGCUGACAGUCGACAAGGGCUCUGGCCUAUUGUGCCACCAACAUGUUUCUUGGACCAUGGUUUUUUACAAGCCCCCCACAGUAGAGGGGGUGCUAUUAGUUUAAAUAUAAGGAAUUAGUGGGUACAAAUCCUGCCCCUACAACUUACUAGAUGUGACCCUAAGCAUGUUACUGGGUAGCCCUCUGCCUCAGUUUAAAGCAGAAAUAAAAAGCGGUAUAAAAAGUAAAACAGUUUGGCUCUGGAAGCCAUGCUGCUAACCACUACAAUAUACUGCGUUUUGUUACAAAAAAAUUUUUGAGAAAAAUAUGGAUGAAGAGUUUGACAUGUAAUAAAGAACGACAGCAAAAAAUAUGUGGGUAAUUAAAUAACUAUUGACUUUGUAAAAUAAUAAAAAUGUCUUAUGGGGUUAAAAAUUGCAACUUUAGCAAUACACAUAAGCAGGGAGUUACUAUAAUUAAUGUGCUCUAAAUUCCUUAUGUCAUUCAAGAAAAGGGCAAAGCUAUUAACUGUAGACUUUGAUUUGUAAGUAUGCAUGUUGACAUUUCCAGGGUAACCAUUAUAAGACAACAGUAGAAUAUACCACUUCCAGGUUAACAGAGAGAGAAAUAUGGAAUUAGGAAAAAGAAAAUAAACCAAAGGAAGGCAAGAAAGGAGGAG